Messenger RNA from Cylindrotheca closterium, 1560 nucleotides. The record is from the annotation of a GenBank genome assembly. NCBI's taxonomy places the organism in Eukaryota, Bacillariophyta, Bacillariophyceae, Bacillariales, Bacillariaceae.
AUGGCAUCGUCCUCACAGAUCUACGAGGCGUGUGCUUCCGUCUCUCAGAGUGAUGAAGAGAUUCUCAAGUGCAUUACCACACAACUGCUGAUUCAAGACAGUUCUGAUCGAGAGUUCUCAAGGACCAUCUUUUUGGUCAUCAGUGCUGCCCUCGUCUUUUACAUGCAAGCUGGCUUUGCCAUGCUCUGUGCAGGUGCGGUGCGGAAGAAGAAUGUUCAGAAUACCAUGCUCAAGAAUCUACUCGAUGCGUGCGGAGCAUCCAUUGCCUUUUUUGCCUUUGGAUAUGCCUUUGCCUAUGGCGACGGAUCCAAUCCAAAUUCCUUCAUCGGCACUACCAAUUUUCUACUGCUGGAUGUCGACGAUUAUGCCUUUUUCCUAUUCCAGUAUGCCUUUUCGGCGGCUUCGGCUACCAUUGUGGCUGGUACUUUAGCCGAACGUUGUCAAAUGGCUGCCUAUCUCUGUUAUUCCCUCAUGUUGGCAGGUUUGGUCUACCCAGUAGUAGUCCAUGCCAUUUGGUCCGGUCAUGGAUUUCUCAGUGCCUUUUCGGCCGAUCCAUUCUUGGGUACGGGGUGUCUCGAUUUUGCCGGUGGUGGUGUGGUGCACUGCACCGGUGGUACUACCGCACUCUUUGCAACUAUGAUUUUGGGACCCCGACGAGGACGCUUUCAUGAUGAACAGGGACGCAAAUUAGACAAGCCCAAGGAAUUCCCAGGACACUCGAUUGCUUUGCAGAUGCUGGGUACCAUGACUCUGUGGUUCGGCUGGUACGGAUUCAAUGCCGGUUCGGCGUUGAUCACCAACUCGCCUGAAAUUCAUAACUUGAUGGCCGUUGCUGCCGUCAAUACUACCCUUUCGGGUGGCAUGGCGGGAUUGAUGUCCCUCUUUGCCAAUUACUAUGCUCUCGAACGUGCCACUGGUGAACCAGUUUUUGAUUUGGUUGUGGCCAUGAAUGGAUCACUUUCUGGACUCGUGGCCAUUACCUCGGGAUGUGGAAUGGUCGAACCUUGGGCAGCGGUUAUCAUUGGAGCUCUGGCUGGGCUCUUGUACCUAUUUGGUACCAAUUGGCUCAUCAAAAUGCGCUUGGACGAUGCCGUCGAUGCGAUCCCCGUCCACAUGUUCAAUGGUCUUUUUGGAUUGGUUGCAGUCGGACUCUUUGCGUCUCCUCGCAAAUUGAAUUUGGCCUAUGGCAAGGAAAUGCCACAUUAUGGACUCUUUUAUUCGUGGUACCAUGGCCAUAGCGAUGCUCAUUUGUUGGCUGCCCAAAUUGUCGGUGGUCUCUUUGUGGUUGGGUGGGUCUUGGUGACCAUGUUGCCCUUCUUUAUUUGGCUGGACUGGAGAGGAUGGUUCCGUUCGGACCCUCUCGAAGAAAUUGUUGGUUUGGAUACUAGUUAUCAUGGUGGAUUGAUUCUUUCGAGUGAGGAAGACGUCAAUCCUGAAUACAUUUCGCGAUUCAAGGAUCGACGAGACGAGGUGCGUAGGAGAAGGAAUGGUGGGGAAGCACUCACCGAAGCCAUGAAGUCGGAAUACGAUCAAGAGGAAGAAGAUCCUGCCACUGCAUAA